Messenger RNA from Oncorhynchus gorbuscha (pink salmon), 3271 nucleotides. RefSeq names its product spectrin beta chain, non-erythrocytic 4-like. Bases 186 to 3245 code for a protein of 1019 amino acids. Gene Ontology annotation, molecular function: actin filament binding. Gene Ontology annotation, biological process: actin cytoskeleton organization. Lineage: Eukaryota; Metazoa; Chordata; Actinopteri; Salmoniformes; Salmonidae. Gene Ontology annotation, cellular component: cortical actin cytoskeleton; plasma membrane; cell projection. The record is from RefSeq and is a predicted model, not a curated record. The transcript is spliced from 14 exons.
UACCCGGGACCCUACAGAGUGGAGUGGGUGUCUCUGGCGUAGAGGAGCCACGCAGAUAGGCAGGACGUCCUGUGGGAAAGGAGGAGAGAAGAGAGGAAGAGGGGCUGGCUCAGGCUCGGGCCCCUGAUGGUGGCUAUUUUUGUCUCCCCUAGCUGAGUGAUUGGGGACAGCAGGUAAAGGAAAAGAUGCUUAUGGGUGCGGGACGAGACACGGCGCGGGAUGAGGCCCAGAAGCUUCACAGGAAGUGGCUGAAGCACCAGGCCUUCAUGGCCGAGCUGGCCCGCAACAAAGAAUGGCUGGCCAAGAUAGAGCAGGAGGGCCAGGAGCUGAUCGAUGAGAAGCCGGAGCUGCGUUCGGUGGUGCAGCAGAAGCUGGAGGAGAUCAGGGAGUGCUGGACGGACCUGGAGAGCACCACCAAGGCCAAGGCCCGGGCUCUGUUUGAGAACAACAAGCCAGAGCCGGUGGUGAAGAGCUACUCAGACCUGGACCACCAGCUCUCUGGCCUGGAGAAACAGCCCCCCCAGCUGGAGCAGGCUCAUCACCUACCCACCUUCAACGAGCAGCUGCAGAAAUUUCAGUCUCAGAUGGGGAACAUGUACAAGGACGUAGGGGAACUAGGGUCCCUCCAGGGGGUGUGCCUCCCCCAGCGAGGCAGCCUGGUGAAGGGUGGCGAGGGAGAAGGGGGCGAGCAGCCAGCCGUAGUGGAGACCCGCAUCGUGCGCCUCAUCGAGCCCCUGAAGGAGAGACGACGCAUCCUGCUGGCCUCCAAAGAGAUGCACCAGGUUGCUCAGGACCUGGAGGAAGAGAUACUGUGGAUCCAGGAGCGGCUUCCUCUGGCCUCCUCUAAGGAUUACGGCAACAACCUGCAGAGUGUUCAGCAGCAUGUCAAGAUCAACCAGACACUGCAGAGGGAUCUGCAGGGGCGCCAAGCACGGGUGGAGGAAGUGUUGGACCGGGCAGGGAUCAUCGCCUCUCUGCGGACCCCUGAGGUUGACUUUGUGCGUGAGGGGGCGGGGCAUGUGCGUCAGGUGUGGGAGGUGCUGAGGCUGGAGGCGGAGAGGAGGUCUGUGAUGCUGGAUGUGGUGCUGCUGGCCCAGCAGUAUUACAGCGAGGCAGCCAAGGUGGAGUCCUGGCUGGCAGGCCAGAAACUGCACCUCAUCAAUGAGGAGAAGGGCACGGACGAGGAGAGCACCCUGCAGCUGCUGAAGGAGCACCUGGCCUUGGAGGCGACAGUGGAGAACUACGCUGAGACAGUGGGCAUGCUCUCCCAGCAGUGUCAGCAACAGCUGGAGCUGGGGCACCCAGAUAGUGAGGGGAUCACCAAGCAGCAGUCCCACAUAGACCGUCUGUACGUGUCUCUGAAGGACAUGGUGGAGCACAGGAAGACCAAGCUGGAGCAGCAGUACUGGAUGUACCAGCUCAACAGAGAGGUGGAGGAGUUAGAGAAGUGGAUCACUGAGAGGGAGGCCGUUGCCAGCUCCACUGAGCUGGGUCAAGACCUGGAGCAUGUCACGUUGCUACAGGAAAAAUUCACCAAGUUCUGCUCAGAGACCAACAGCAUAGGCCAGCAGAGGAUGGAGCAGGUGAAUAAGAUGGUGAAUGAGAUGAUAGACUGUGGCCACACGGACGCGGCCACCAUAGCUGAGUGGAAGGACGGACUGAACGAGUCAUGGGCCGACCUACUGGAGCUCAUGGAAACCCGAAGACAGAUGCUGGCAGCAUCACACCAGCUGCACAAGUUCUUCACCGACUGCAAAGAGGUCUUGGCUCAGACUGCAGGGAAGAUGAGGCAGUUGCCAGAGGUGAGGGCGUGCCAAGCCAGCAUUGCCAACCCUGCCACCCUGCAGAGGCUCAUGCUCUCCUUCGAGCACGCCCUCCAGCUGCUCGUCUCACAGGUAAGGCAGCUACAGGAAAAUGCGGCCCAGCUGAGGACCAUCUAUGCCGGAGAGAAGGCUGAGGCCAUCAUGAGCAAAGAGCAGGAAGUGAUGUCAGCAUGGAAGGAGUUACUGGUUUCCUGUGAGGCCAGUCGUGUGCAGGUCACCUCGGUGACAGACAAGGUGCAGUUCUUCUCGGUGGUGCGUGAGCAGCUCAUGUGGAUGGAGGGCAUCAUGGGACAGAUUGGAGGGGACGACCCCAGGGACUCGUCUUCUGCAGAGGUGAUGAUGAAACAGCAUGGUGAGCUGAAAGCCAAGAUGGAUGGCCGUAGGAAGACAAUACAGCAAUGUGUGGAGCUGGGAAAGAUCCUGCUGGCCGCAGGCAACCCAGCCUCCGAGGAGAUAAAGGAGAAGUUGGAUGCGCUCCUGGCUAAGCAGAAGGAUCUCUCUGAGAGAUGGGACAAACAGCAGGAGAAGCUACAGCGCAAGAAGGAUCAGUUCCAGUAUGCCCAGGAGACGGUGAAGGCGGAGGCCUGGCUGAAGGCCAAGGAGCCCCUGAUUAGCUCCAGCUCCUCCUCUAGGGUGGCUGGGGGGGCUGGAGGAGACGCCCAGGUCCAGACUGAUGAGGUGGAGCAACUCAUCCUCCGCCACGAGGCCUUCCGCAAUGCUGCAGCCACCUGGAAGGAGCGCUUCAGCUCACUGAGACAGCUCUCCAAUGCAGAGAAGCUGAGAGAAGAACAGAGCAGCAAGCCUUCCCCAAUGCCACUCUCCAGUCGGAGGAUGUUCCCAUCAUCCUGUCUCACUCCGACCAUUCCUCUUGCUACCUCAACUCUGCUGAGACAGACGGUCCAGGUGCAUAUUGAGCCCAGGCCCACGCAGACCAGUCUGGAGAUGUCUGCCUCUGCCUCCUCUGCAGCCCAAAGGUUGGGUUCUACCAUAGCCAGCUACGGUCCUGUCAUAAAUGGCUCUGGUUACCAUGGACUGGACAACCAGAGCAGCAGCGGGGGAUUGGAGAGUUCCAACUACCCUGGACUGAACCAUCCGGGCAGUGGAGGAGUAGACAGCAGCUCUAGUUACCUUGGAGGGAACCAUCAGACUGGCUCCCCACCAGUGGAUAGUUCUGGCUACCUUGGACUGAACCAUCAAAACAGUGGGGGUAUGGUUAGUCCAGGCUACCUACCUCAAAACCAAAGUAGUGGGGGUAUGUGUGGUCCAGGCUACCUACCUCAAAAUCAAAGCAGUGGGAGUAUGGGUAGUCCAGGCUACUUGCCGCAAAAUCUAUGUAGUGGGAGUAUGGGUAGUCAGGCUACCUGCCACAAAAUCAAAGUAGUGGGAGUAUGGGUAGUCCAGGCUACCUGCCAAAAAAUCUAAGUAUUGGGGGUUUGUGUAGUCCAGGC